AAGCGGAACAGGAAGAACGGCUCGGCCUCAACAAGCAAGCAAAGCGAGAGAUCCCCCUCCCCUUCCCCUCCGCCUUUCGCCUUCCACCGCAAGCGACCGGGAGGAGGCGGCGUCCUGCGCUCUCUCCAUCUCUCUCUCUCGCCUCCCGAGCCCUAACCCUAGCUCGUCGGAGCCAUGUCGCCACCCGAGAACCCCAGCCCCGCCGCGCCGUCGGAGCCUGCGCAGCCGCCGCCGCCGCCGGCCAAGUCCAAGGGGAAGAAGAAAGACGAGAAGAAGGACGACGAUCUGUCGGAGGAGGAUCUGGCGCUCAAGGAGCAGCUCGAGCUGUACGUGCUGCGGGCGCAGGACGCGGAUCCAGGCGUGCAGAAGCUUGCGCUCGAGGGCAUGAGGCAGGAGAUUCGUUCUGCCACAAGCUCAAUGACUUCUGUCCCGAAGCCACUGAAAUUCCUCCGCCCACACUAUGGAACCCUCAAGUCCUACUUUGAAACCAUGCCAGAAUCUGAUCUGAAGAAGUACAUGGCCGACAUACUGUCAGUGUUAGCCUUGACAAUGUCUCUUGAAGGAGAAAGAGAGAGUCUGAAAUACCGUUUAUUGGGAUCUGAAGGUGACAUUGGUUCAUGGGGUCAUGAAUAUGUGAGAAAUUUGGCAGGCGAGAUUGCACAAGAAUUCCAAAAGCGCCAGGAUGAUGAGUUGCCCAUUGAUGCCUUAAUGGAGCUAGUGCAGCAAAUUAUUUCAUUCCACAUGAAGCAUAAUGCUGAGCCUGAAGCCGUAGAUCUUCUUAUGGAGGUUGAAGACCUUGAUUUGCUAGCUGAGCAUGUUGACUCUACAAACUACAAAAGAGCUUGCUUGUACCUUACUAGUUCAUCCAAAUACCUUCCUGCUCCUGAUGAUAUGUUGGCACUUGACAUAGCAUAUACCAUUUAUAUGAAGUUUGGAGACCUUGCAAGUGCUUUGAGAAUUGCUCUGCUCCUUGACAAAUCCAUGCAGUAUGUGAAGCAAGUUUACACAACAACUGACGAUCUUCUGCUCAAGAAACAAUUCUCAUACAUCAUUGCACGCCAUGGUUUGGCCAUGGAGAUUGAUGAUGAGAUAGCUGCUGAUGACAAUGACAAGGAGGUUUUGCAAGAAAUAGUUAAUAAUACGAAGCUGAGUGAGGGAUACCUCACUCUUGCUCGAGAUAUUGAGGUCAUGGAGCCAAAAUCUCCAGAGGAUAUAUAUAAGGUCCAUUUGAUUGAUGGCCGUGGUGCCAGCUCCAGUCUUGAUUCUGCAAGACAGAAUUUGGCUGCAACAUUUGUCAAUGCGUUUGUGAAUGCUGGGUUCGGCCAGGAUAAGUUGAUGACUCCACCAUCUGAUUCUUCCAGUAGUGGGUCUUCUGGAAAUUGGUUAUUCAAGAACAAGGAACAUGGAAAAGCCAGCGCAGCAGCUAGUCUGGGAAUGAUUCUCCUGUGGGAUACUGAUUCUGGGCUUGCUCAGCUCGACAAGUACUUGCAUAGUACUGAUGCUCAUGUUGUUGCUGGAGCUUUGCUUGGUAUUGGAAUUGUUUCUUGCGGUGUGAAGAAUGAUUGUGACCCUGCACUUGCUAUUCUCAUGGAGUAUAUUAGCAAGGAUGACUCAAGCAUACGGAUUGGGGCAAUAUUGGGUCUCGGUAUUGCAUAUGCUGGUUCCCAGAAAGAUGAGCUUAAAAUGCAUCUAUCGGGUGUGUUGGGAGACUCCCAAUCACCUCUUGAGGUCUUGGUCUUCUCAGCCAUUGCCUUGGGAUUGGUGUUUGUUGGUUCUUGCAAUGAAGAGAUUGCGCAGUCCAUCAUCUUUGCCUUGAUGGAGCGUAGUGAGGCCGAGUUGGCUGAACCCAUUAUACGGUUGCUUCCAGUUGCACUUGGCCUUCUAUAUCUUGGAAAACAGGAGAGUGUAGAGGCUACCGCAGAGGUCUCUAAAACAUUUGAUGAGAAGAUAGGGAAGUACUGUGACGUAACACUUAUGUCACUGGCAUAUGCUGGAACAGGGAAUGUGCUUAAGGUUCAGAAACUUAUUGGCAUUUGCUCACAGCAUCUUGACAAAGGUGAAACACACCAAGGGCCAGCUGUCCUUGGAAUUGCUCUUAUUGCUAUGGCUGAAGAAUUAGGGGCUGAAAUGGCUGUACGUUCACUUGAGCGUCUUUUGCAGUAUGGUGAGCAGAAUAUUAGACGAGCAGUUCCUCUUGCUCUCGGUAUACUCUGCAUAUCUAAUCCCAAGGUAAAUGUGAUGGAUACACUGAGCAGAUUGAGUCAUGACGCGGAUGCUGAUGUGUCGAUGGCUGCAAUCAUCUCAUUGGGUUUGAUCGGUGCUGGCACAAACAAUGCCAGAAUAGCUGGCAUGCUUCGCAAUCUUUCAAGUUAUUACUACAAAGAAGCUGCUCAUCUAUUUUGUGUAAGAAUUGCUCAGGGACUUGUUCACCUUGGUAAGGGUUUGUUGACCCUUUCUCCAUACCAUUCUGAUCGAUUUCUUCUUUCCCCAAUGGCGCUUGGAGGGCUUGUAACUGUUCUGCAUGCCUGCCUUGAUAUGAAGUCCACCAUUCUAGGGAAGUAUCACUACAUUCUCUACAUCAUCGUCCUAGCAAUGCAGCCUAGGAUGCUUUUAACGGUGGACGAGGAUCUGAAGCCCCUCUCUGUUCCAGUCCGGGUUGGGCAAGCUGUCGAUGUGGUUGGUCAGGCCGGAAGACCUAAAACAAUUACCGGCUUCCAGACACAUUCGACACCCGUCUUGCUUGCAGCAGGGGAGCGAGCUGAACUAGCGACUGAAAAAUACAUUCCACUGACAUCGGUACUGGAGGGCUUUGUAAUUCUUAAGAAGAACCCAGAAUAUCAUGAGGAGUAAGACAAUUUAUUGGCCUGAUAUGAUACUGAUUUCGGGGCUCGCCUGCAUUGCGGACUCAUAGCCCUGUUGGUCGUCGUCGGGGACCCUUGUUAUGCCCUUCCAUCUCUGGCUUGGCACUUCCUGGUGGUUCAUCAGACAUUGCUUUUCAUACCAGUUGUAGCUGACUUAAGCGCGUUUGGUUUGGUUUUGUGAUGACUGACAUACCACUUCGUAUCCCAACCGGGGCACGUAGGAGUUGAGUACUUAAGUUGCUGUUUACUUCUACCACCAGCUUUUUUGUAUCCAUCAAAUAUGUAUCAGAAUUACUGGGGACAUCUUUAGAACUGAUUUGGUGGAGGUGAUACGAUGGCAUACAGUAGCAUUUUUGUUGUUCGACUCGGGCGAGAGACGCAAACUUUUGUUUGGUAAGUUGCGCCAUAAUUUGUCCUGUCAUAGCA
Molecule: messenger RNA, 3287 nt
Organism: Phragmites australis (common reed)
Lineage: Eukaryota; Viridiplantae; Streptophyta; Magnoliopsida; Poales; Poaceae
Product: 26S proteasome non-ATPase regulatory subunit 2 homolog A-like
Exons: 25
Coding region: 175-2850 (891 amino acids)
Biological process (GO): regulation of protein catabolic process; proteasome-mediated ubiquitin-dependent protein catabolic process
Cellular component (GO): proteasome complex; proteasome storage granule; nucleus
Molecular function (GO): enzyme regulator activity
Source: RefSeq, a predicted model, not a curated record